Molecule: messenger RNA, 2286 nt
Organism: Callorhinchus milii (elephant shark)
Lineage: Eukaryota; Metazoa; Chordata; Chondrichthyes; Chimaeriformes; Callorhinchidae
Product: doublecortin domain-containing protein 2
Biological process (GO): regulation of cilium assembly; cilium assembly; neuron migration
Cellular component (GO): axoneme; microtubule organizing center; kinocilium
Source: RefSeq, a predicted model, not a curated record
UUAUUUUCAGAUAGGAGUAAAAAAGAAUAAGACAGUGCCAAAAGAUAUUCAGAUACGGCCUGUUGCCCACAGCCGGAUAAUAGCAUCAGCAAGGUUCCGGAGGCCUAUUCAAGAGCCUUGUACUAUUUGUGUGAUUGCAAAUGGAGACCUCUUAAACCCUGCCGUCCGGCUGCUGAUACCUAAAAAGAUACUGAGACAGUGGGAACAGGUUCUCGGUAUGAUCACGGAGAAAGUAAACCUUAGAACUGGAGCUGUAAGAAAGCUUCAUACGUUGGAUGGACGAUCCAUCAGUGAUGGCACAGAACUGGAAAAUGGAAGUUUUUAUGUAGCUGUGGGCAGUGACAAAUUCAAGAGGUUGCCGUAUAGUGAAUUGCUUUUCAAUAAGUCAUUCCCAAGAAGAUCUAAUGGGUCCAAAGCAGCAUCACUUCCACCCAUCCCUGGAUCUAAGAAGUCUAAAGAAAAUGGGGAUCGACAUGUCAGCUCUACAGGAGCUACAAGUGAUAUAUACCCAGUGACAUCACCUCACCUAAUAAAGGGAAAAGGCAAGAAGGAACAGUUAGCAACUGGAGAAGAAGCUGUGUUCCAAGUAAAACCCGUCAAAGUGAAGCACAACAAAAAUGGUCCUGGGAGCUCAAAAAUGAUUCCUGGAAUUGAAGACAGCAUCUUUAAAGCUUACGAAGAGAGGACAGAGACCCUUGGUGCUGUGGAAGUCCAAGAGGAUGAAGGUACACUAGUGGAGCUGCCCAUUGAUCAGAGGCCAGCAGAGACUGUAGACGAGGAGGAAGAUCCCCAAGACCUCCUUACAGAAGAAGAUAUUGAUCAACAAAAUCGGGAUUUGCUAAACAAGGAACAGGAGCCUCAUCAAGAUUUGUUUUGCAAUGAAGGUGAAAUAGAUAAUUUAUAUCAGGAAGCAAAUCCUGAGAUUCCUCUGGAUGAAGAGGUAAACGGUGAAGACAGUGAAAGUUACCAAGUGGGAAAGGAAAAUCCUGAAAAUGAGGAGGAGGAUUUUGGUCAGGAGAAGGAGAGUCAUGGAGAAGAUAAGAAUUUUUCUCAGACAGAAGAUAUAUACUCAGCUGAGGAUUUGCACCAGGAAAAAGAAAUUAUUUCUAAAGCAGCUGGGGAUCUGUUGGAUGAGAAUGGCAAAGAAAAGAAAAUUAUUUCUACAGAAGGACAUACCAAGGAUGGUGAUCAUAUGAAUGGAACAUUAGCCUUGACCAAAACAGCAGAAAGAAUACCUAGCUCUUCAGAGACUGACAGCAAAGAAACCAUCCCAGUAACGAGUGAACAUGCUGUCAUGGCUCAGUGAGUCCACAAGGCAUUAGAAGAUAUAAAAAAAUGUCAGCACAAUUUGUUAUGUCCGUUUUUUUUAUUUUUACCUUCUUAAUCCCUGACUUUUUCACUGCUUUGCUGCUUCCACAGUUGGAAUUGUGAACUGUUCUGGCUGGAACCUUCUCGAUGACUGCCAAUGUCAUUCUGUGGUUGGUCAUGGGCGAGGCAAGUGGUGGGGUUGGGGGAGAGAGAGGAUUGGUUUGCAGUUAGAUAGAAUGCCCUUGCACCACUGUGGACUCAGCAAGAACUUUGCCAAAUCAUAUAAAUUUAAAUUUCCAGCAGUGGCAACAAGUGACUGAUCCUGUGUCUCUGUCACUCACUGCUGCCUCUGACUUUGAUAUCUAUUAUAUCUACCAGAGUCUCAUUGAACGUUUGUAGAUCUUAACAGUAGCAUUGGCAAUCGGGUGUGGAAGGUGGGCAUCAAUGUGGCAUUGUGUUGCAAGAUGAGGUCAUGUAUUGUUUUGUUCUGUUCAGCUUCAACACUGGCUGUCCGUAGCUCAAAUUUAGACUGUUGACAUUGUUUUAGUAACCAGCAUCUCAGCUUCAGGCAGAAGGAUUCUGUUCCUCUUACGAUGCCAGACUUCCAAUAAACACUUGCUGAAAAAUGUGCUUAAAGCUCAGAAGACCUGAAAUGCUGGUGAGAAAGAUUUAGCGCAGAAAGCAUUGACUGAUCUGUUAAACCGUUAAACUCAAAAUUAAACUGACCGUUUCUUGUCUACAUCCAAAAUUGUCAACUAUUCAUUGGAGAUAAGCUGACGAUUUUUGACAUGUUUCAUAUUGAUUGCCGAGUUGAUCCUUAUCCCCUUCAGCCAGCCUCAGUUGGUGGGAAUCACAGUGAAUGAGGACGAUAUCAAUGCCUACUGGUGCAGCUUUACCUAUAUUAAGCAGCUUGGCUAAAAACUGUUAUGGAGAGAAAAUAAACGUUAAAAAAAUUGAAACAAAUCUGGUAUAGGUAUA